This is a messenger RNA of Heterobasidion irregulare TC 32-1, 522 nucleotides long. RefSeq lists its product as uncharacterized. Bases 1 to 522 code for a protein of 173 amino acids. The transcript is spliced from 2 exons. The record is from RefSeq and is a predicted model, not a curated record. Lineage: Eukaryota; Fungi; Basidiomycota; Agaricomycetes; Russulales; Bondarzewiaceae.
AUGCUAGCUCUAAAAACCAGCCCUCUUUAUGAGAUCACCAGAGAGUCUGACCUGGCAUCCAUUGGGACCCAUAGCACUAGUCAUUUAGUAGCCUCCCUGGCCAUAUCUGGAUGCUCCACUCUCACUGUUCCCGUAUGGGACCAUAACAAUAUGAGACCACCACAUAAUUCUCAACCCUCUGUAGGCCCUGUCAUCCCAUCUGCCACAGAUGCUCAUACUAUCCAAGCUGGCACGACAUUGGGCCAAGACCUGGCAGCUUUUACAGGCCCUAUAAUGCCCUCUGCUUCACAUGCUUGUGAAACCGAAGCUGGAAUGUUGUUCAGCCAAGACCUAGCAGCCUCUGCAGGCCCCAUAAUGCCAUCUGCCACAGACCCUCAUGAAACUGAAGCCAGUGCAUCAUUUGGCCAAGACCCUGUAGCCCCUUCUGUCAACAAUGUUGACCUAGACAAUGGGCAUCUACUGCCACUCUCAGCAAUCUCGGUGAGAAAGGAUAUAUCUCUAUACAUUGUGCAACACACAUAA